AGUCUAGAAUUAGCUUCAGUUGGGAAACUGCCUUGCUUUGUGUCCUGCCUGUCCCCAAACCAGGCAUCUAUCUGGGUCUUGGAGGAAGUGGAAAAGGAGGGUUGGGAGCUGACCUUGGAGACUGAAGGAUCCUACUGUCCAAGGAUGGGCAUUCUGCCUGGCCCUCGGGAGCUAAGCGCAGCCCCCAGAAAACCAGUGGGGCAGCAACGGGGCUGACCUUGUGGGUCUGUCUGGCCUUGGGCGCCUGGGAAUGCAGAUGGUAAAGAGGAACUUCGAGCAGACAGGCAGGCAUUGGACGUCCGCCUGUGGUCUGAGACGGAAGAGAGUCUGGCCCAGGCUGGGCAUCCCCUUUGUCCCUCGCUACCAGCUUGGAGGUGGUGAAGACUCUAGGUGACUUCGAAGGUUCAUAAUGGCUGUCCGGGUGCUGCUGCAGAUGGCCCUGUUCCUCCUGAGCCUGCUGUUGAUGGCUCAAGGGGUCCACAGCGGCAGUCCCCGGGAAGAUUUCCGCUUCUGUGGCCAACGGAACCAGACGCGGAAUAGCAUCCUCCAUUAUGACCAGUCCUCAGAGCUGCACAUCUCAGUCUGGAACACGGAAGAGGCCCUCACAAUCCAUGCCCCCUUCCCCGCUGCCCACCAUGCUUUCUGGACCUUCCCGGAGCCCAGGGGCCUCUAUCACUUCUGCCUCUACUGGAGCCGCCACGCUGAGAGGCUGCACCUGCGCUAUGGCAAGAACGACUACGUGCUGAGUAGCAGAGCCACCAGCCUCCUGUGUUUCCGGAACCAGGAGCAGGGCCAGAAACCGGGGACUCCACUGCUCGCCACUUCCGUCAGCUCCUGGUGGAACCCCCAGAACACCAGCCUGCCUGGGGCGGCCAGCUUCAUUUUCUCCUUCCACAACUCCCCCCGGAAGGCCUCCCACAAUGCAUCUGCGGAUAUGUGUGAGCUGAAAAAGGACCUGCAGCUGCUCAACCGGUUCCUGCAGCAUCCUCACCGGACCUCCAGGCGGCCCUCAUCGGCAGACAUCAGUCAGCAGCUUCAGAGUCUCGAGUCAAAGCUGGCCUCCGUGAACUUCCUUGGGGACACGGUGUCCUUUGAGGAGGACCGAGUCAAUGCCACAGUGUGGAAGCUGCCCCCUACGGCUGGGCUCCAGGACCUGCGCAUCCAUUCCCGGCAGGAGGAGGAACAGAGUGAGAUCCAGGAAUACUCGGUGCUGCUGCCCCGAACCCUCUUUCAGCAAGCCAGAGGCCGGCGCAGGGAGACCGCGCAGAGACUGCUGCUGGUGGACUUUAGCAGUCAGGCUCUCUUCCAGGACAAGAAUUCUAGCCAAGUCUUGGGGGAGAAGGUCUUGGGCAUUGUUGUGCAGAACACCAAAAUAGCCAACCUCUCUGAGCCCGUGGUUCUCACUUUCCAGCACCAGCCCCAGCCGAAGAACGUGAGUCUACAGUGUGUGUUCUGGGUUGAAGACCCAACACCCAGCAGCCCCGGGAGCUGGAGCAGUGAAGGAUGCGAGACCCUCAGGAGAGAAACCCAGACGUCCUGCCUCUGCAACCACCUGACCUACUUCGCAGUGUUGAUGGUUUCUUCUCUGGAGGUGGAAGCCACUCAUAAGCACUACCUCACGCUUCUGUCCUACGUGGGCUGUGUCAUCUCCGCCCUGGCCUGUGUCUUUACCAUCGCAGCCUACCUCUGCUCCAGGAGGAAGUCCCGAGAUUACACCAUCAAGGUGCACAUGAACCUGCUGCUGGCUGUCUUCCUGCUGGACGUGAGCUUCCUGCUCAGCGAGCCCGUAGCGCUGAUGGGUUCCGAGGCUGCCUGCCGUGCCAGCGCCAUCUUCCUGCACUUCUCCCUCCUCGCCUGCCUCUCCUGGAUGGGCCUUGAGGGCUACAACCUCUACCGGCUUGUGGUUGAAGUCUUUGGCACCUACGUCCCUGGGUACCUGCUCAAGCUGAGCGCCGUAGGAUGGGGCUUCCCCAUCUUCCUGGUCACACUGGUAGCACUGGUGGACGUGAACAACUACGGCGCAAUCAUCCUGGCAGUGCACCGGACUCCAGAACGUGUCAUGUACCCCUCCAUGUGCUGGAUCCGGGACUCGCUGGUCAGCUAUGUCACCAACCUGGGCCUCUUCAGCCUGGUGUUCCUCUUCAACACGGCCAUGCUGGGCACCAUGGUGGUGCAGAUCCUACGGCUUCGGCCACACAGCCAGAAAUGGCCCCACGUCCUGACGCUGCUGGGCCUCAGCCUGGUUCUCGGUCUGCCCUGGGCCUUAGUCUUCUUCUCUUUUGCUUCUGGCACCUUCCAGCUUGUGGUCCUCUACUUCUUCAGUAUCAUCACUUCCUUCCAAGGCUUCCUCAUCUUCCUGUGGUACUGGUCCAUGCGGCUGCAGGCCCACGGGGGCCCCUCCCCACUGAAGAACAGCUCAGACAGCGCCAAGCUGCCCAUCAGCUCGGGCAGCACCUCAUCCAGCCGCAUCUAGACUGCCACGUGCCCACACUGCCUGAGGCCAAGCCCUUGCUGGUCAGUGGCAAACUUGAGAAGUCCCUCCUCGUCCUUUGGAGGGAGGGGGAUGGGUGUUGCCAUGGUAGCUAGACACUGACCUAGCCUUAGAGACCCCUCAGCUCCCAGGUCCAAUCCCAAAGGUUCAGAAAUACACUGCCGUACUAGCUGUGGGGCUGUCCUCACAGCUGUCCCCGUCUGAGCUGAGGCCUUAUCUUUUCUGGCCACCUCCGGGCCCAGCCUUUGUUGCUGGAUGUUGGGAUCUGCAGGCCCAGAGUCGUGUUUGGAUCUUGGAGGCUGGACACAUCCUUAACUCCGUGUCCCUGCCUGGGACACAGGUGCCCAGGCUAUAGUUUCUGACCCUGUGGUCACCACGUGGCUAUCCUCAGCCCUUGCUUUUUGAGCCUGAGGAUGGGGCUGGGGAGAACCAUCAGGGUCUGCAGGAGGCCAGGUGCCUCCCUGGAGCAGAGCAUUGCAGCAGCUUGCCUACGUGGGCCCAGGCUCCUUCCACCAGCCUCCUGGCCCCCUUCUUCCUUCCUUGUUCCCCUUGUCUCCUGAGGCCCCCCCAGCCCUCCACCUGCAGCCAGUUCCAGUGCUAUUCUUUUGGGUAAUGAGUCCCAGGAGCUGCGUGGUACCUGCUGUAAUUUUCUGUCUGCUGCAUGGGCCUUGGCGUCUCCCAAGCCAGGCUCAGCUGGGUCAGCCCUCCCCCCACCCCCGGUCUAUCUGGGCCUCUCUGUGAGCUGUCUUAUGCUUGCUCACACCCCAAAAGGGCGUCCACCUCUUUAGAUGCCCUCCUGCAGUAACCACGCCUGGGGGACACCGAGAUCUGCUCUUGUUUCCAACCCAGCAUUCUGAAGCCUGAAAGAUCUUUCCCUGAGACGCCGACUUGAGCCUGAUGCUCUCCUAAGGAGUGGUUUUCAAAUCCCUGUAGAUCACCCCAAGGACACUGGUCUGCCCAUCAUGGUGAAUCCUGUCCAGCUAACAUAAUCAUAGGGACAUGGGUCAUCAGACCUGAUGGUGUUCCCUACAAACUCUCCCGGGUCCUGGAGCUUCAGGCACUGGGCCUGGGGAGCCCUCACUCCUGGCUGGGAAUCCAGGACUUCCUGCAGGGGGCAGUGUUUGAUAGUGACCUCCGCCUUCAAGAUGGGCAGGGUGUUCUUUUUAAAAUACUGAUGUAUUUGUCUUUUGAUAUUAAAAAAAGUACAUGUUCAUUGUAGAGAGUUUGGAAGCUGUAGAUUGUUGCAAAGAUAAAUAAAAAUCAGCAGUUGCUAUCUGUUGCCUUGACAAA
This is a messenger RNA of Jaculus jaculus (lesser Egyptian jerboa), 3781 nucleotides long. It is a transcript of the gene Adgrg1, whose product is annotated as adhesion G protein-coupled receptor G1. The coding region runs from base 410 to 2473 and encodes 687 amino acids. Gene Ontology annotation, cellular component: membrane. Lineage: Eukaryota; Metazoa; Chordata; Mammalia; Rodentia; Dipodidae. Gene Ontology annotation, biological process: adenylate cyclase-activating G protein-coupled receptor signaling pathway; cell surface receptor signaling pathway. The record is from RefSeq and is a predicted model, not a curated record. The transcript has 14 exons. Gene Ontology annotation, molecular function: heparin binding; G protein-coupled receptor activity.